Molecule: messenger RNA, 1332 nt
Organism: Alternaria conjuncta
Lineage: Eukaryota; Fungi; Ascomycota; Dothideomycetes; Pleosporales; Pleosporaceae
Exons: 4
Coding region: 1-1332 (443 amino acids)
Source: RefSeq, a predicted model, not a curated record
AUGCCCAACAUCUCGUCUGCGAGCCUGUCAUCCAGGAAAAAGUACAAUCUGGACGACUUUGUUCAGUAUGCUACUGGUAGACUUGCGGACCAAUACGCCGCGAUCGCCGAUCUCAGCAUGUAUAAGUUCGCCGACAAAGCAUAUCUGGACGAGAACAACACACCUUACAGCCGGCGUAUGCUCCUCGUCGGUCACUAUUGGCGAAAACGCGGCGGUACGCCUGUGUGGGCACAUGCGACUGGUACUCACAUACGCUACUAUUCGGGUGAGGGAAUUCAGGUCAAUCCACUGAUCCAUGAUACCCAAUCCUCUAAGGUCUACUACGGAACGCCCUUCAACGCGAUGAGCGGCGUUCACGACUCCAGCAACACGAAGCCUCGUAUGACUACAGAACGCAAGUUCGAGCGGGCCUUGGUCGAGUCUGUCAUCAACUUCAUAUUCCUCAAAGAUGGCCAGCUGGUACGAGCGCUGGACCUGGAGAGUCCGGACAUGCUUGGAAGCUUCAGACUGGCGUGUAGAAAUUUCGCGCAAUACCAGAAGAUGCCUCAGACUGACAUGAGAUCUCUGGAUGAAGAAAUUCUGGACAUUCAGGCCGAAAAUGCAGCGGUACAGGAGCAAGCUCAGUUCAUCCAAGGAUAUAGCGGCGGCAACGGUCUUGCGUUCAGAAGCGGGACUUCGGCUUUCACGCUCCCUUCCAAACGCUCCUUCGUAGACCUGACGGACAGUGCAUCCGAUGAUGCAUCGCAGGGCUCCAACAAACGUUUAUCUCCAUCCGAGUCCGCUGUCGCACACCACGAAGCCGAAAUAUACGCUGGAUUGGAACAAGAGGUGCAGGCUCUCAGAGUUAAGCUUGAACAACAGGAAGCCAAGAUCGAUGCCUCCGAGGCUGAGGUCACGCGGCAUAAAGCUAAGAGACGAACCUUACGAACGCAACGAGAAGAGUGGAAAGAAAAGUACAUCGCCCAACAGAGUCUUGCCCAGGCACCGGCCGAAAGCGUCAAAGAAGAGGAAGAGAGUGAAGAUUGGAAGGGGAUGCUCUUCGAACAAGAAAAGAAGACCGAGCACUACAAGCUCAAGUACAUUGCGCUGAAAGAGGAGAGGAGAAAGUGGGAGGAUCAGAAAGAUAAAAACAAAAGUCUCGAGCCUCAGGAUGUUAGCAGAGAGGCUAGUCCCCCGCAGGAGAGUCCGCAGAGUCACAGACAGGAGAGCGAGAAAGCUGAGCGAUCAAACGAUAUCAGCAGUCCAGGUGGCAGUACUGGAAUACAGCAACGGAGAUACCGCAGACCUCUGAGUAUGGAGGAGCCAUCUCCUGGGUGGAUGGCUAUGAAGUAA